AUGGAUAUGGUAAAAAUGGUAUUAGAAAAAAGUUUAGGGAGAAAUAGUGGUGGUGGUGGUCCCAACAUAUCAUCUCCUUUUGAUGUUGUCACUUCAUCAUUGGUUCCUCCUAAUUUGUCUUCCCUCAUUGACAAUCUUCCCCUUCCUCCUCCUCAACAAAUCCAACCUCAACAAAUCCAACACCCACAUAAUUACAAGACAAUUAGACAUCAACCAUCAAUUUUACAUGACAAAGGUUUAAUUGGUGACACUUCAUCGAUAAUGGUAUUUAAUGAAGUGUCUGAUGUGAUUACAGUCUAUAUUACACCCGAUCAAAAUACACUGUUUCGUAAAAAGAUUGGUGGCGAGGUUGGUAUUUCUACCAAUGGCGUCAAACUCGGUGCACAGGUAGAGUUUGAUAAAAACAAUCAUGAUAUAGAUCAAAUACAAAAGAUACUCAUAUUGCCUGGUGAAAGCGGUACCUUUCACAUUAGCAAGAAUACCUUUGCCUACGUACAAGUAUUUGUCUAUGACAGGAACCACAACGGCGAUAUCGAUGUCCUCACAAGACAACUGAAACAUGGUGACAUUUUCUCUAUACUAAACAAACACAUAGAUGCUGUCAAAUCAAAACCAUACAAGGUUUAUAAUCAAGAUUUUGAGGAAAUUGCUACCAUCAUUCCUCAACCAAUUCAUUAUUUUAGUUAUAAUCAUCCAAAUCAAAAUCAAAAUAACCAAAAUAAUAAUUAUCAUCAAAAUAAUCAUAAUAAUAAUCAUAAUAAUCAAAAUAAUAAUAAUAAUAAUAAUAAUAGUCAUGUUAAUACUCACAAUAAUAAUAAUAAUAAUAAUCAAAAUGAUCAUAAUAGUCUCAAAACAUUAUUUAAAAAAGAUAGUCAAUUUAAUGAUAGACAUCAUCAAAAUCAAAAAGAUAAUCAUCAUGAAGAACAAGUCCAACAACAACAACAACAACAACAACAUCAUCAUAAUCAACAUGCCAAUUUUGGUACUCACAAACAUCGCUCAAAUACUGACGGUAGUUAUGAUGGCUCCAAUCAUCCUAAACACCACUUAUAA
Molecule: messenger RNA, 1053 nt
Organism: Cavenderia fasciculata
Lineage: Eukaryota; Evosea; Eumycetozoa; Acytosteliales; Cavenderiaceae
Exons: 1
Coding region: 1-1053 (350 amino acids)
Source: RefSeq, a predicted model, not a curated record